ACACACACAUAUUCACACAACACACCCCCGUUGGGUGUGUAUACUGCAUGUAGGCACGAAAGGAAGCACUGUGCUUUAGUUCGCAUCGAGGAGGACUGAGAUGAGCAAGCGAAGGGCGGAAUGAGUACAGGAGCGCGGUCGGAUUCUCAUAAAGGCGGUGUAGUGUAGCCCCUUCACCCGCAGCUUCUGUCACCCUUCUGCAUCCUGACAGAGGAACACGGCGCCGUGCUUCUAUUACACGCUUCAUCUCCAUUUAACAGAGAACUUGUUUGAUUUUCGAGCAUGGCAUGUGUUGUGCUAGGAUGCAGUGAGUGAGAAUCGCCGCCUCUCCGAUAGACACGACCUGCACGACUGCAGAGGACAAGACAGGGAGGGAGCAGCUGGCCCUCUGCACAAGCGUGUGCUCCUGGAUCUCUCUCAGUCAUAACGCGCACGCCCUGAGACUUCUCUCUUCACUCAUCAGCGGGCAGAUCCACUGAUGGCUGUGUGUUCAUGACCUGAUCGCGACAGGGAGUGUGUGUGUGUGUGUGUGUGUGUGUGAGAGAGAGAGAGAGAGAGAGAGCAGCAUUCGCGAGGGGUUUUGUUUUGCUUCACUGUAACUGAGCUACGAUGUAAACGCGCGCGCUUUUCGUCUCGCUGUAUUCGUUAUCAGUCAGGAUCGACGCAGGGCUCUGAAUACGUGCUGCCUUUAUCAAAAUGCCGGCUGGAAUGAAGCCUCUAGAGAAGUUCCUUAAGAAGCAGACGAACGCGCUGACUCGGGCCGGUGGUUUCGGAGGAGAGAAGGCGGCGGCGGGCACGAGCGCGGCUCGGCGGCGCGCCAGCCUCUCGCGCGUCGUGCCCUUCUUCCGCGAGAGCUCGCCUGAGGGCGGCCCGGCGCGCGGCGACGUCUUCAGCCCCGAGACAGAGGAGGCACCGUGCUGGCCGUCGGCCGCCGCUACGGACAUCCGGAGCCCGUCGCUGUCCAGUGACGAGCAGAGCUCCGAGGCGAGCCUGGACACGGGCUGGACCCCGCUUCCCGCCGACACGCCGGAGAACCUGGCGCUCGCGCUGCUGGACAGCGUGGCGGGCAAGCGCUACGGCAACUGCACAGAAAUACUCCUGGACGACUUCAUGUUGACACACCCAAUCUUCCUGGCAUCCGACAAGUUUCAACAGGUCCUGCUUCAGCAAUUUGGAGCUGAACCCAAGCAGGGUGAAGGCUGGCCCACCUGGGAUGGAGCAGAAAGGAAGCAGGCUGUGCUGAGUGUGGCCUUCCGCUACCUGGACACAUACAGAGAGCUGCUACAGGAGGAGGGGGACAGGUCCAACAGCUUUCCUAAGGACCUGUACCUUUGUGCCGUGCAAGAGCUCAGCCGUUUCCCCGAGCUAGUGGAGGACGUUCUGAAGCUUCAGCGCUGGACUGAGAUCCUUCACAACCCGGCAGAGGAAGACAAGGAGAGUCGGAAGAAGCAGGUGCGUCCGCUCUUCCGCCACUUCAGACGCAUCGACGCCUGCCUGCAGCCGCGUGAGGCUUUCCGCGGUUCAGACGAAAUUUUUUGUAGGGUGUACACACCCGACCACUCGUACGUGACCAUCCGCAGCCGUCUGUCCUGCCGCGUCGGAGAGAUUUUGGCUCUGGUGCGAGAAAAGCUCCAGUACAGUGAGGAACAACCGACUCAACCAGGCAACCUUAUCCUAGUGGCUGUCACUUCAUCUGGAGAGAAGGCCGUGUUCCGUCCCAGUGACGAGGCUGUCUUCACCACUCUGGGCGUCAACACGCACCUGUUCGCUUGCGAACCCUCCGAGCUCGAGAGCCUGAUGCCCCUGCCUGAGGAGAUCCACUGGUCCCCGGGUGACAGCAAACUGCAUGACAUGAGUGCAGAGGAAGUCGCCAACCAGCUGGUUGUGUUUGACUGGGAGCUUUUCAGCUGUGUGCAUGAGGUGGAGUUUGUGUGUUAUGUGUUCCAUGGAGAGGAGGCUCGAUGGCGCCCUCUCAACCUCGAGCUGGUACUGCAGCGGUGCAGCGAAGUGCAGCACUGGGUUGCUACUGAAAUCCUGCAGUGCCAGUCGCUGCCUAAGAGGGUGCAGCUGUUGCGCAAGUUUAUCAAGAUUGCAGCUCUGUGUAAGCAGCAGCAGGACCUGCUGUCGUUCCUCGCUGUAGUUCUGGGGCUGGACAACCCUGCAGUUAGCCGUCUGCGCCUUACCUGGGAGGGCUUGCCUGGAAAGUUCAGGAAGCAGUUCCAGCAGUUUGAGAGCAUUGCGGAUCCUUCCAGGAACCACAAGUCAUACAGGGACCUAUUAGCCAGUCUGAGGGCUCCACUCAUCCCCUUCACCCCACUACUGCUCAAAGAUCUGACUUUCCUACAUGAGAGCUGUAAGACGUUCCAUGGGGAAUUGGUUAAUUUCGAAAAGAUGCAUAAAGUUGCAGAAAUGGUGAGGAGCAUCAGGCGGUACAGGAGUACUCAGCUAGCGAUGGAAGCCGAGCCAUCUCCCUCGCACCUCCAGACCAAGGCGUACGUGCGCCAGUUGCAGGUCAUCGACAAUCAGAACCUGCUUUUUGAAAUGUCCUGCAAGCUCGAGCCCAAAGAUAUGUAACAGGGCUUAUCAUCUCCCACCCUGCCAUUCAGACCCCUCCCUCUUUAUAACAAACCUUUCUGCUUCUCCAUCUCAGCUGGACUGCUGGAAGAGUAGUGAAGUCUGUCAGGAUACACAGCAGGAACUCCUGCUUUCUCGAGUCUGGACUUCGGGACAGAGUUAAAUGUUAUACAGCACGCUUAUUCAUUCACACACAACAUUUCUGCAACACCUCCUGUUUUUAUUUGAUUUGUAUUAUUGUUUUCUUCAAUCCGUGGAAUCCUUUCAUCGGUCCAUUCAGAUUUUCUCUAAAUAUAUAUAAAUAUAUAUAUAUAUUGCAAUGUUUUUAUUUUAUUUCCUGUGAGCUGUGUGUAGUUUGCACUGCCGUCAGUGGAACUGAAGCCUAUGUGAUGGGAUCACACUACAUUUCCUCUGGAUGCGUACAGACUUCUAUUCACCUCUUUUACCUCACACUAAAACAAAAAACAAACAAAAACAAAACAAUCCCCCACUAAAUCAUGAGACAAUCCGAUCUCAUGGACUUUGACGUCUCCGCUUCGUCCUCCCUUUCCUCCUACGCAAGCCAACUAAAGGCACUUGGCACUUACUAACUCAGCUCUGUGUUAAACACACACCUUCGCUACCAUGAGCCGCCAAGACCAGCUCCUUCGAUCGGUAAAGCCUUCAGCAUGCAUACCGUAACACGGAGACGACGCCUACGAGAGUCGAACGUCUCUGCGUUGAAAGCUUCGCUGUGGUUUUUUUUUUAUCGGGACGCUCCGGUCCCGGGUCUCAUCAUGGCGAGCACGUCAGAACAUCAUCUCCAUAUAGACAAUGCUAAGGUUGUUAUCCAGCCGGAAGUGUUCAAUUUUUCAAUAUGUUUGUAUUUAUAUCGGUUUUCUUCGCUUCUCUUGCAGUACAAUUCGCCUGGGUUCUCCUACUUUCUCGCAAAAGCAGGAAUUCAUAGCUUGAUUAACGAAUGAAGCUCUCACCCGAUUCUCCUUUUGCACUCCCCCAUUGUGUGUUCGACACCGUGGCCAUUAAUCAGCCCUCAAUCACACUUCAUCAUCUCUUGCCAAAUCCUAAAGGAGCCAUCAUAAGCUAUAAAAGCAAACCUGCUCUCAGACGGGCCGCAGGGAAAACGUCUAACCGCUGCUGGCUGCUUUUACUCGUCUCGGGCGCGAGAGUCUCUCAGGAUUUCCUUCCUGCUGAGAACCUUUGUUUUUUUCGCAGAGGCCUGUCUGAAAAGCCUCCGUGUACAUAACGUCGAUGUAAAUAGCGAAAUAAAUAUGAAGACUCUAUUUUAUGUAUGAGAAAUAAGAUGGAUGUUCAAUGAGAAUAUUUGUUUUGUAUAUCUGAGGAGGUUAAAAAAAAAGAUACGUGUACAUUUUAAAAACAGAUCGAGAGUCUAAUGUUCAUGAUGAAUUGCAGUUUUUAUUUGGUUCCUAGCUGUAGUAGAUGAUGUGUAUAUAUAUUAAAGUUUUGUUUAUAGUUUUGUUUAUAGUUUUGUUGACUAUCUUCAGUUGUAUUUUUGAUUUUUUUUUUUGGUCGUUUGUUUUAUAUUUUUUGCGAUUUACUGGAAUUGUACAGCAUGUGUUUGCUUCAGUUGGAUUUUUAUAGUUUUUU
Molecule: messenger RNA, 4179 nt
Organism: Clarias gariepinus (North African catfish)
Lineage: Eukaryota; Metazoa; Chordata; Actinopteri; Siluriformes; Clariidae
Gene: rapgefl1
Product: Rap guanine nucleotide exchange factor (GEF)-like 1
Exons: 15
Coding region: 697-2574 (625 amino acids)
Biological process (GO): positive regulation of GTPase activity; Ras protein signal transduction
Cellular component (GO): plasma membrane
Molecular function (GO): guanyl-nucleotide exchange factor activity
Source: RefSeq, a predicted model, not a curated record